GUAAUACUGACUCCACUCCACUAGAGGGAGGCAGAGGGAACCACCGCUCUUACUGCCAGACAGUAGAAGAAGUUUACGCUCCAGCAGCACAUGUGAGAGCUUAAAGGGAGACUUACAGAAAGUAGUUGAGAUGACGUCAUUAGCACACCAGUUGAAGCGGCUGGCUUUGCCGCAGAGUGACCCGAGUCUGCUGAGCCGCAGGCAGGUCGCCUCGCUGCUGUUCGAGCCUAAAGAUGCUGCCAGCAUGGACAGGAGCACCAUCUACGCCCUGGGUUGCACAGGGCUUGAUGAGCUGCUUGGAAUUGAGCCAGCAUUCGCAGAGUUUCAGGAAACCCUCUUUAGCCAGGCUUCCUUAAGCCUUGAGCGUAGUGUGCAGUCCAGAGAGGUAAACCAGAAACUAGACAAGGACAUCUCUCUGUUCCUCAUUCGUCUUUCCCCAUACUUCCUGCUCAAGCCUGCGCUGAAGUGUCUGGAAUGGCUUGUACACAGAUUCCACAUUCACUUGUACAACCAGGAGGGUCUGAUUGCCUGUGUGUUGCCAUAUCAUGAGACCAAAGUGUUUGUACGUGUCAUUCAGCUUUUUAAGUUAGAGGAUCCCACACACAGGUGGCAUUGGCUGCAUGCUCUUCAGAAGCCUGGAGUUCCUUUGGCAAGAGGGACGCUCCUGACUCACUGUUAUAAAGAUCUGGGUUUUAUGGAUUUCAUCUGCACCUUGGUGACAAAGUCAGUUGAGGCAUAUUCACCAUUUGUUCACGAUGGAAAAUGUGCGCAGCUGCGAGUGAUUUUUUCCUUCUAUUCGGCGACCAUUGUUCCCACUCUGGAGGCAAUGGAGAAAGUCACAGAUUCUGUCAUAGCCAAGUUGCUUCCAUAUUUACAAAUGGGCCUGAAAUCAGAGCUGUUGGACUACAAAGCCGCUACAUACAUGAUUGUGUGUCAGCUUGCUGUGAAGGUUGUAAUGCAGCCAGAGCUGCUGGAUUCACUGGCACGGCAGGUGAGUAGGUCAGUGAGUAGAGCUCCAGAGCUGACUUCUGAGGGCUUGUCGUGCCUCAUCAUCCUCCUGCAAAACCAGAAGGAAAGUGUCAUUGGACAAAAGACGUUUGAGCACCUCUGUCAAGUUCCCUCUCUUGUGCCCACCCUGAAGUGUAUAGCAGCCUCCUAUGAUAUCAGUCCCUUGCUGCACUACCUCCUGCCAAAGCUCACUAAUUUGGUCAUCACGCAAAAUGAUGAGUUGGGCAAUAAGGACUCUCACAGUGCAUCAAACUGCCGGCUGCUCGAGUCAGUCAUUGAGAACCUUCCAUUGAACACCAGCUUGGCGAGCACAGUGGCACGACUACUCCUUGAGGGAUACAUGUGCUGUGGUACAGAGCUCCCCUCAGACAGACUCUCCUCCCUUAAUCAGAAGAUCCAACCAGUUGUCAGACUCUUUGAGCACAAGUAUUCUGGUGCUCUUGAUGCUGUUCUGGUGGGUUGUGUGGGUGAGAAGUGCUCAGCUAAGCAGAAGAACCUCCUCCAUCAGUUCCUCUCUCUUACCAUGUGCUGUGGCAAGCACCAGGUUCUGGCAAACUCGGACACCUCUCUGAUGCUCAGUCUUAAACACCCUGUGUCCGCUGUGAGGAACAUGGCUAUAGAAUAUGUGAAAGAGAUUCUCACCUCUGGGCAGGAGGGCUUUGAUGAGACAUUCCUGAAGGAUGCAUUGCUUGAGAGGUUGAAGGAUGAUGUGCCUGAUGUUGUGCUGUCAGCCCUCUCAGCACUGCGGCUCUAUCUCGACCACAUGGAUUUAGAGGACACAAUUUCUUGUUUGAUUUCUCUUCUCCACCGGGUCCAGCCAUCGGACACCGAGCCCUGGUAUUCAGUAUUGAAGGAGGUUGUCAGAGUUCUUGAUGACCUGCCCACCAGGAAGGCCAACCCUGACCUGAGAGCCCAAAUUAGCUGGGAGCUGCUACCUUUCCUGCUAAUAACAAAUUCGGUACCUGAGUCAGCAGAGCUGAAGUUAGCGCUGUGUGUGGCUGAGACACAUCUCCUAUCCCAGCAUCCUCUCACCCAGGGCUGGGCCAAAGUGUUACAGAGGGUGCUGGAGAAAACACCUCCAGCAGAUGUUAUCAGAGUUGCCAACCAGAUGCUCAUCAGCACUCUGACAAAAAACCUGGCUCGCAUGGAGCCGUCCACUAAGCGCAAUGCUAUUGAGAGUGUGUGUGCAUUGCUGGCCAAGCAGGGUGCUGGAGUGAGAGAGAGGGCGGCAUUCGUGGUGUUGAUCUGUGCUCUUCUGCAGACUCUGGAGUCUCUGAAUGAGAGCACACACCUCCACACAGCUCAGAUACUCUUCAGACUGCUUGAGCCCUCACUGAGAAAGCUCUACACUCUACAGACUGAAAAGGUAUAUGAGGGCCAGGACAAAGCAUCUCUGCCCAUGUACGAGGUGCUUGCAGGCUUCCUACUCAAACUGCACACUGGACAAAAUGCAGAAAGGGAAUAUAGCUUGCUGCUCCUCUCUCUCCUCCAACACUUCAUUAACAACCUCAAAUGUCCUGAGUCUACAUUUAAAGGUGAGCACUGGUGGAACCCAGAGAAGCUAGACAUGAAUACCUGCUGCUACCUGCAGUUGCUGUGCCACCUUUUUGACAUGGUGGUGUCUGGGGCUAGCCAGGGACCCCUGGUCUCCAGUUUUAGAGCCCUCUUGCAACCCUUAUUACAGGUUCAUCUGAGUGAGCCGGAGCAUCUCUUUAAGUUUCUGUCUCUACUGUGGGGCUACAGCAAUAACUUAAGUGACCAGUUAGAGUUCCGGGUGACAGCAUUGCUGCAGACCCAGGCGAUGUAUGUGGGCAAAGUGCUGCUUACUGCCCUCCCUGUGAAAAAGCUCAACAUUCUGGUCUCACCCUCCUCAUCAGUGGUGCCGUCUCUCUUGGGGUGUCUGAGUUGUGGAGUGAGGGAGGUGAGAAGGGCAGCGGUGGCGGUGUUGCAACCUCUUGCAGGAGUCACCUCCUCUCCAUACCACCCUCUGUUAGAGAAGCUGCUUUUAUCAGCUGAAGAGCUCAUCGCUGAUCCAGCCUACCUCUCUCAGGCAUUGUCUAGGCUAUAUGAGGAAGCUGUUUCUGUGACAGGGAAGGGCAGAAACAAGCUGCUGUUGGCUAUAGAUCAGCUUCUACAAUGUGUGAGGUCUCCUGACUGCCCCAGCUACAUGGCCAAAGUAUUGCUGCGAGCACUGCAAGACGUCAAUGGAGAGUUAGUUUUGGCCAUCCUCCUCCCAGCCAUGGAGCGUUUGCUGGAGCAGUGUGCUCCAGACACUCCAGUUUUUCUGCCAGAUGAGGCUCUGUUCCUGCAGUUGCUGCUGGGCAAGUACAGUGAGGCUUCUGCCCCACUGCUGGCUCGAGAUGCUAAGAGCCUGGAGCUCUUUAUCACUGCACUAGGCACCUCCUCUAAACCCUACUCACACAUGGACAGUUUCCAGAUCAUUGCCAUGGAGCAGAUCACUAAGCCCUUCUUUAUGGCCCUGGGAGAUGAGAACAUUCAGCAGAGGAUAUUGGGAGUGCUGUUUGACCUGCUGGUGGACAAUAAAAACCCAGCUUGCUCCCAGACCAUUAAUAGUGUCUUCAAAGGGAUUGCUGUGGAUGCAGAGUUAGUGGCUAAUGAACUAACCCCUAUGGACAAGCCAAAAAUGUCAGGGAGUGUGCAGCAAACUCGCCGGAGCAAGGUGCAGCCCAAGAAAGCACAGGAUGCCCCAAAAGAUGGUGGAGCGGUGUCCUGGACGAGGGUCACCUUUAUUUUGGAGCUCCUACAGCACAAAAAGAAGCUAAAGAGGCCCCAGAUGUUGGUGCCAGCUCUUUUCAACCUUCUCUCCAGAUGUUUGGAGGUGUCCACUGAGCAAGAGAAUGUGGAGUACACCAAACAGCUUCUCCUCAGUGUUCUCCUCAAUGUCUGCCAGAAGCUCUCCCCACAGGGUGGACCCAUCAGCAAGGAUAUCUUGGAUGAGGAUAAAUUUAGUGUGGAGCUCGUGGUUCAGUGUGUGAGGACAUCUAACACGCCUCAGACACACCACCACGCACUGCUGCUGCUGGGUACCGUAGCUGGAAUCUUCCCAGAGAAAGUUCUGCACAAUAUUAUGCCAAUCUUCACCUUUAUGGGGGCCAACAUUAUGCGACUUGACGAUGCCUACAGCUUCCAGAUCAUCAACAGGACUGUGCAGAUGGUCAUCCCUGCUCUCAUUCAUGCUCAUGACAGGGGGAGUACUCAUCCGGAGGGGCAAAUGCAGGCUGUGGUGACACGUAUCAUGCACGUUUUUGUUGAUGCUCUCCCACACGUCCCUGAACACAGGCGUAUACCCAUCCUCAGGCAACUGCUGAGCACACUGGGCCCUGCCCAUUUCCUCUGGGUCUUAAUGCUGCUAUUGUUCAAACAGCACGCCACCAGCACUGCUAUCAGCAGCACAGGAGCUGAGAAGGAAGCAGCACUGGAGCGGGAUCAAGAGUUCUGGGUCUUGCUGUGUUGUGAGUUUGAAGUUCAUGAGCAGCUUACCACUCUCAUUAAAAUUCUACAGUUCCUCUUGACCCUCCCAAAGGAAAAAGAGGAUGUCCCAGAGAGAAGACGGACAAGAGGAGCAAUAUGUCAAAAAACCGAGGAAAGCACUUUAGAUCUGGUUUUUAGCAUAGAGGCCCAUAGUGGAAAAGAGCUGCGGCAUUUUAAGUUCCUGUCGGUUUCCUUCAUGGGCCAGCUACUAGCCGCCAGCAGCUUUGUAGGAAAGGUGGCUGAUUGUGAGGAUUUAACUGAAAACUCUCUACAGGAGCUUCAGCAAAGCCUGUUGGAGGAGAACCUGCGCUACAUCCACACUGUGGCUCUCUGUGUCGAGGAGAACUCGGACAAACCCACAGCCAAGUUUUGGAGAGCACUGCUUACCAAGUCAUAUGAUGUCUUGGAUAAGGUGAACGCCCUCCUCCCCACUGACACUUUCAUCAUGGUGGUGCGGGGCUUGAUGGGUAAUCAGCUGCCAUCAGUAAGGAGGAAGGCAAUGGAGCUGCUGAACAACAGAUUGCAGCAGAGGACACGGUGGGAGGAGCAACAGGUGGUUGUGCUGCUGGAACUCAUUGAUGACCUCUUGAGCAUUGUGGGGCGGGGUUGUGGCCAGAUUGGAGGACACGAGGGAGAAGAGCAAGCCAUUAACAGGCAGACAGCCCUCUACAGCCUGAAGCUGCUGUGCCGCAGUUUUGGCACCUGCCACCAGAAAGCAUUCUUACCUGUACUGAGUAGGACGGUGGAGUUGGUGGCAAACCCCAGUGAAGAAAGAAACGUUAUGAGCAGCGCUUUGCUCUGUGUGGCCGAAGUCACUAACACACUGAAGGCCCUUGCCAUCCCCCAAGUGCACAGGUUAAUGCCAGCGGUUCUACAGGCCCUGAAGGAGCGCAAGGAUCUUUUUUCUACAGAGGUGUAUCUGUUGAGUGCAGUUACAGCCCUACAGAGAACAGCAGAAACUCUCCCUCAUUUCAUCAGCCCUUACCUUGAGGACACCAUGUCACAGGUUGCGCGCCUGACACGGGUUGCUGAACGUCUCCCCACCUGCCCUCAGCUAGCCGUUAGACUCGCCUCCUUGAGUUCCACACUCGCAACAAAGGUGCCACCCAGGGUUCUAAUGCCUACCCUGGCAAGGUGCUAUAACAGCAUGGUGGACUCUCAGCAGAGCCAUCUUCGUCCUCUAAUGAACAUCUUGAAAGAGCAUAUUGUUCAUAUGGAAAAGGAUCAACUCAAUUCCCACCAGUCAGAGCUCACCUCCUUCUUUCUGUCAGCUCUGGACUUCCGUACCAAACACUGUCAGGGAGAUCUGGAAAAAACAGCUGAAAUCGAGGGUUGUGUCAUAGACUGUCUUCUCGUGAUGGUAAUGAAGCUUUCUGAGGUCACAUUUAGACCACUGUUUUUCAAGCUUUUUGACUGGAGUAAGACAGAAGGAGCGCCUAAAGACCGAAUGCUGACCUUCUGCAGGCUGGCUGAUUGCAUCGCAGACAGACUGAAGGGCUUGUUUGUUCUGUUUGCUGGGCAGCUGGUGAAACCAUUCUCAGACCUUCUCCGCCAACUCAAUAUUGCCCACACUGAUGAGGCUUUCUUUGACUCAGAGGAUGAAGAUGAUGCUGAUGCCUUGCAGAAGAGCAGUCUGUUGCUGCAAUAUACAUUGGACUGUCUCCAUAAGAUCUUUCUGUAUGACACACAGCGAUUCCUCAGCAAAGAAAGAGCGGAUGCACUCCUUGUCCCCCUGGUAGAUCAGUUGGAAAACAUGUUGGGCGGAGAGCAGGUCUACCAGACAAGAGUCACCAAGCACUUGGUUCCGUGUGUAGCACAGUUCUCUGUUGCCAUGGGUGAUGACUCGCAGUGGAAAGUUCUCAACUACCAGAUCCUGCUGAAGACCCGCCAUAGCUGUCCCAAGGUGCGCUUCUCUGCUUUGCUAAUGUUGGUGGAGUUGGCAAGCAAACUAAAGGAGAACUACAUGGUGCUUCUGCCAGAGAGCAUCCCGUUUCUUGCUGAGCUUAUGGAAGAUGAAUGUGAGGAGGUGGAACACCAGGUACAGAAGACUGUUCAGGAGAUGGAGACGAUUCUGGGAGAAUCCUUACAGAGCUACUUCUAAUACCAGCAUCUGACAAAAAAGCUUCUUUAAAUGGAACAUGCUCUACUGCGGCUUCAGCAUCAGUUUUCUUAUGCCUUUUCUUCCUGUCUCAUGUAUGGCAAGCUUUAAAUAAAUCUUAAAAAGCCUUCACAGCCACUGCCAGGAUGGCCUUUGUUUGUACCGUUGCACAACAAGUUAUCUGUUGUGCACUUCUGCCAGCAAGUGACAUUUGAGUUACAGUUUUCUGUUUUACACAGUUUAGUAGUGAAGCAACAAAUCCAGAUGAUUGUACCCAGUAAAUUCCUGCCAAGUGCUGUUA
Molecule: messenger RNA, 6899 nt
Organism: Pangasianodon hypophthalmus (striped catfish)
Lineage: Eukaryota; Metazoa; Chordata; Actinopteri; Siluriformes; Pangasiidae
Gene: heatr1
Product: HEAT repeat containing 1
Exons: 45
Coding region: 131-6601 (2156 amino acids)
Biological process (GO): positive regulation of transcription by RNA polymerase I; maturation of SSU-rRNA from tricistronic rRNA transcript (SSU-rRNA, 5.8S rRNA, LSU-rRNA)
Cellular component (GO): small-subunit processome; 90S preribosome; t-UTP complex
Molecular function (GO): snoRNA binding
Source: RefSeq, a predicted model, not a curated record